This is a messenger RNA of Theileria annulata, 1608 nucleotides long. RefSeq lists its product as uncharacterized. Lineage: Eukaryota; Apicomplexa; Aconoidasida; Piroplasmida; Theileriidae. The coding region runs from base 1 to 1608 and encodes 535 amino acids. The transcript has a single exon. The record is from RefSeq and is a predicted model, not a curated record.
AUGGCCGAUAUAGAUUAUUCGAAUGUACAAAGAAACGAUGGUGUUUUUAACAACAAGGAUGAACACCAGAGUUUGUUAAACACACCAAAAAAUAUCUCUUCCCUUCUAUCGGACGAAAGAUUGAAUUGCAAAUGUGGAGCAAAAAGACAUAUGAUUAAAAUAAAAAGAGAAUUAGAUCGCAGAGCUAAUAUUUUGGACCGUGAAAAGCAAAACCUUCGAAACAGACAUGAAGAACUUGAAUUCAAACAGAACAAAUUGGCAGAAGCAUUGAAUCAACACUCCUUUCAACAAGAACAACUUGAUUAUUAUAGAGCAUACCUACAAGAUAGACAAAAUAGGAUUUCUACACUGUACCAUAAACUUGAGCUGGCACAAGAUGACCUUACAAAAAAAAUCCAGGAAUUCCAGUCCCUAGAAAUUGAUUGUAAAAAGAAAAGAGCAGAAUAUGAAGCUGGUUUAGAACAGCUAAAACGGAGAGAGAUGAUGGUUUCCGAAACCACUGGAGCUUUAUCCUCUAAAAAGGAAGAACUUGAAAAAUUAGAAAAUACGGUUUUAAGACUAACUGAAAAUAUAAAAUCUCAACAAGAACAACUUAGUUUAACAAAAGAAAGGAUUCAGUCCGAACUACGUCAACACAAUCAGCGCAUUUCCGAAGAGAAUGAGCAAAUCGAGUCUAUUAAGAAAAGGUUGUCUGAAAGGGAGAAUGACCUAAGAAGGGAGAAGGAGAAUCUUGAGGAAACUCUAAGGUCAAAGUCUUUUGAAAUGGAACAGAGGAUAAAAGAAGCCACAGAUGUUGUAGAAUACACUACAAAGCUUGCUGAUCAAAUGAAAUUAAAGGAUGAGGAUUUGAAAAAACAAAAGGAAUUAAUUUCCAUUGAGUGGUCCAAAAUUAAUGAUGAGAAACAAAACUUAAAUAUUGAGAGAAACAGAUUAAACUCCUUAGAGAGAGAUCUAUUAAACAAGUCUAGACAAUUAGAUUUAUCACAUUCCCAAGCCGAUUUAAAUAUUAAUUACCCUAAUAUCCUUAGUGAUUCAGCACUAAGAAACAUUUCAGACGACUCUGAAAAGAAGCCUGAUAAUUUGAAACAUUCACUUUUUGAUUUGAAAAGUAAAGAUGACGAUUAUAAUGAAUUAUCUUCUCGAUUGAGAAACAAAGAGCUUGGGAUAAAAGCAAGAGAGCUGGAGCUAGACAAAUUAGAAUCCACAUUAAAUAAACGGAAACUUGAUUUGGACUCGAGGGAGCAUAAAUUGGAUAAUCUUAAAAACGAAAUCACCAAACUCAACAGGGACCUUGAAAAUAAAAGGGACAGGUACAAACAAUUAGAAACACAAUUAAAUGAUUACAAGGAUAGAAUGGCCUUGCUUUCCAUUGAAAGGAAUAGUCUAGAUGGUCAAAUUGAGCAGUUUAAAGCUAAGAAGAAUGCGAAUCGCCAACAACUAAAUACUAUAAAUCAGAGGUUAUCUCUCAAACGGAAGAAAAUGGAGGAAAGCGUUAAUCAACUUGAUAGUAAAUUUAACCAUUCUGACUUGUUGAACAAGUUAAAUUCUGUUAGUAGUAACAAACGGUAUAAGCCAUUUUUAAUCGCAGACGAACGGGCCCUGAAUUAG